Molecule: messenger RNA, 16817 nt
Organism: Bombus pascuorum
Lineage: Eukaryota; Metazoa; Arthropoda; Insecta; Hymenoptera; Apidae
Gene: RyR
Product: ryanodine receptor
Exons: 61
Coding region: 510-15989 (5159 amino acids)
Biological process (GO): calcium ion transmembrane transport; intracellular calcium ion homeostasis
Cellular component (GO): smooth endoplasmic reticulum; calcium channel complex; sarcolemma
Molecular function (GO): protein binding; ryanodine-sensitive calcium-release channel activity
Source: RefSeq, a predicted model, not a curated record
CUUCACUCCGCUCGGCAUCGUGCUCCGGCAGAACCGCUCGAGCCUCGAUACGAAUUUCGUCGGUGGGGCCCGACCAAGAAAACGAACGAUCCAGCCAUCCUGAAUCGUUCGACCGAAUUAACCCCUGGUUCGAUCCAGGUCGAUCCGCAAAUCGAUUUCAGACAACAGGGUUGCCGAGGUUCACGCGAGCCACUCUCCAGCCAGUAGUGGCUGAUCAUUGGUACGCUAUCGGAGGUUAGGACGUCGUCGACACCGUGCUGGUGGUGUUGGUGGUUAUCGUCGGCCAGCGCGUAAACGUUCCGCACCGGCAGCCGUGUGUGUGCCACCGGAAAGGCGAACCAUGUCGAAUCGUGACCGCGUGUGACCGUUCAUCAGCACCCUAUUGACUACGAAGCUGGAGACGGUGAACGUGCGUCGCGGAGAACCAGGCCAGACCACGACCGAGAAAAAUAACGCGAGGGGAGGUGAACUGAGCUCGGCGUCAGGCUACGUGAAAACGUACCGACGGGAUGGCUGACAGCGAGGGUGGCUCCGAGCAGGAUGACGUAUCCUUCCUCCGUACGGAGGACAUGGUAUGUCUGUCCUGUACCGCAACUGGUGAAAGGGUUUGCCUCGCAGCUGAAGGGUUUGGUAAUCGACACUGUUUCCUCGAGAAUAUCGCAGACAAGAACAUACCACCUGACCUGUCGCAAUGCGUAUUCGUAAUAGAACAAGCUCUGUCGGUGAGAGCUCUGCAGGAAUUGGUAACCGCCGCCGGUUCCGAGACGCAGCAAGAAAAUUUAGGAAAGGGCACUGGAUCUGGACACAGAACGUUAUUGUAUGGCAACGCUAUUUUACUGAGGCAUCAAAACAGCGACAUGUAUUUGGCGUGUUUAUCGACCAGCUCGUCCAACGACAAGUUGGCUUUCGACGUAGGUCUGCAACAGCAUUCUCAAGGCGAGGCGUGUUGGUGGACUGUGCAUCCAGCAUCGAAGCAGAGGUCAGAGGGUGAGAAGGUUCGAGUCGGUGAUGACCUUAUUCUGGUAUCUGUGGCCACUGAGAGAUACUUGCACACAACAAAAGAAAACGACUUAUCAGUGGUUAACGCCUCGUUCCACGUAACCCACUGGUCGGUACAACCUUACGGCACUGGAAUCAGCCGGAUGAAAUACGUUGGUUACGUAUUUGGCGGUGAUGUUCUACGAUUCUUUCACGGUGGCGACGAAUGCCUCACUAUACCGUCAACAUGGGCCACAACACCGAGUCAAAAUAUAGUGGUCUACGAGGGAGGCAGCGUAAUGAGUCAAGCUCGAUCUCUAUGGAGACUGGAGCUGGCAAGAACUAAAUGGGCCGGUGGUUUUAUCAACUGGCUGCAUCCGAUGAGGAUCAGACACUUGACAACUGGACGUUACCUUGGUGUAAAAGAAAACAACGAACUGUAUCUGGUCGAUAGAAACGAGGCAACGACCGAGACUUCAACGUUUUGGUUACGGCAAGAGAAGGAUGACCAGAAGAUCAUUCUCGAGGAUAAGGAUCUCGAAGUUAUCGGUACACCGAUCAUCAAGUAUGGUGACUCGACUGUUAUCAUGCAGCACGCUACUACUUGCCUCUGGGUCUCGUACAAGUCGUACGAGACAAAGAAAAAGGGUGUGGGCAAAGUGGAGGAGAAGCAAGCCGUCCUUCACGAGGAAGGAAAGAUGGAUGACGGUUUGGACUUCUCUCGGUCACAAGAGGAGGAGUCCCGGACAGCUCGUGUGAUACGAAAGUGCAGCAGUCUGUUCACUCAGUUCAUCACAGGCCUAGAGACGCUGCAAGUAGAUAGAAGAGCGUCUAUGUUCUUCCAAAAUGUGAAUCUGAACGAAAUGGUGAUGUGUCUGGAAGACUUGAUUAAUUAUUUUGCUCAACCCGAAGACGACAUGGAGCACGAAGAGAAACAAAACAGAUUCCGCGCUCUGAGAAAUCGUCAAGACCUGUUUCAAGAGGAAGGUAUAUUGAACUUGAUACUCGAAGCCAUCGACAAGAUCAACGUGAUUACGUCACAAGGUUUCCUCGUGGCACUUUCGGGAGACGAGAGUGGUCAAGCUUGGGACCAAAUAUCAGGAUACCUGUAUCAACUAUUGGCAGCUAUUAUCAAAGGAAAUCACACAAACUGCGCGCAAUUUGCUAACAGCAAUCGUUUGAACUGGUUGUUCAGUCGACUCGGAUCGCAGGCUUCCAGCGAAGGCACUGGAAUGUUGGACGUGCUUCAUUGCGUUCUUAUCGACUCGCCCGAAGCUUUAAACAUGAUGAGGGACGAGCACAUUAAAGUCAUCAUUUCCUUAUUGGAGAAGCACGGAAGAGACCCAAAAGUCUUGGACGUACUUUGCUCGCUGUGCGUGGGUAACGGCGUGGCUGUUCGAUCUUCGCAGAACAACAUCUGUGACUUCUUGCUGCCAGGAAAAAAUCUUCUUCUUCAGACGCAACUGGUCGACCACGUGGCUAGCGUUAGACCGAACAUAUUCGUCGGUAGAGUCGAGAACUCGGCGCUUUAUCAGAAAUGGUACUUCGAAGUCACCGUCGACCACAUCGAACAGACCACGCACAUGAUGCCGCAUUUGAGAAUAGGAUGGGCGAACACUGCUGGGUACAUGCCAUAUCCCGGUGGUGGCGAGAAAUGGGGUGGAAACGGUGUUGGCGACGACCUCUAUUCAUUCGGUUUCGACGGUGCACAUCUAUGGACCGGUGGUAGAAAAACUCAAGUUGUUCAGAAUGUCACGGAACCUUACAUCAGAAAGAGCGACGUGAUCGGAUGUGCAUUGGAUCUCACAGUGCCCAUAAUCACUUUCACCUUCAACGGAGCACCUAUCAUGGGAUCCUUCCGAAAUUUCAACCUCGAUGGCAUGUUCUUCCCCGCAAUCAGCUGCUCAUCCAAACUAUCCUGUAGAUUCCUGUUAGGCGGUGACCACGGCCGACUCAAGUUUCAACCGCCAGAAGAAUUCUCACCUUUGGUGGAAAGCUUAUUACCACAACAAAUUCUAUCUUUGGAUCCCUGUUUCUACUUUGGAAACAUGAACAAGGUGGUCCUGGCUGGUCCAUGGCUGGUCGAGGACGACACAGCUUUCGUCCCAGCUCCGGUCGACACAUCUAUGAUCAAUUUACCAUCUUACGUCGAGCAAAUCAGAGAUAAACUAGCUGAGAAUAUCCACGAGAUGUGGGCAAUGAAUAAAAUCGAAGCUGGUUGGAUAUAUGGAGAACAUAGAGACGAUAUGAGAAAGAUUCAUCCAUGUAUCGUUCAGUUUGAACGAUUACCAGCUGCAGAAAAACGUUACGACACUCAGUUGGCAGUGCAAACGCUGAAGACUGUUCUAGCCUUGGGAUAUUAUAUCACGAUGGAUAAACCACCCUCUAGAAUAAAGACUCUGAGGCUUCCGAAUGAACCCUUCCUGCAAAGCAGUGGAUAUAAACCAGCACCACUCGAUCUUAGUGCCAUUACACUCACGCCAAAGAUGGAAGAACUGGUAGACCAACUUGCAGAAAAUACUCAUAAUUUGUGGGCAAAGGAAAGGAUUAGUCAGGGAUGGACUUAUGGUCUGAACGAGGAUUCUGAGAUGAGAAGGAGCCCCCAUUUGGUACCCUACCCGAAGGUGGAUGAAGCGAUCAAGAAGGCUAAUCGUGACACAGCCAGUGAAACUGUGAGGACACUUUUGGUUUAUGGAUACAUGUUGGAACCACCUACUGGAGAACAACACGAAGCGCUGCUGUUGGAAGCCAACAGGUUACGACAACUAUACUUUAGAACAUAUCGCGUUGAGAAACACUACGCAGUCAGUAGCGGAAAGUGGUACUUCGAGUUCGAGGUGCUGACAGCUGGCCCUAUGCGAGUCGGUUGGGCAAAAGCUGACUGCUCUCCCGGGAAUAUGCUGGGAAGCGACGAAUCUACUUGGGCUUUUGACGGCUAUAACGUAACUAAAGUACACGCCGGUAUCCACGAGUCAUUUGGUCACAGAUAUCAAGUGGGCGACGUAGUUGGAUGUUUCAUUGACGUCGCAGACCGAACGAUCAGCUUUUCUCUGAACGGAGAACUGCUGAUGGAUGCGCUCGGUGGUGAAACGUCUUUUGCUGACGUACAGGGAGAUUGUUUCGUACCAGCUUUCACGCUUGGUGUUGGACAAAAAGCAAAAUUAACUUUUGGACAGGAUGUAAAUACCUUAAAGUUCUUUACGACCUGCGGUUUGCAAGAGGGAUACGAACCGUUCUGUGUGAACAUGAAUCGUCCAGUUACGUAUUGGUACACCAAGGAUCAACCAAUUUUCGAGAACACAGACGAUAUGGCUGACACGAGGAUAGAUGUAGCCAGGAUUCCAGCGGGUUCCGAUACUCCACCAUGUUUGAAGAUCUCUCAUAACACGUUCGAAACUAUGGAAAAGGCGAACUGGGAGUUCCUGCGAUUAUCUUUACCGGUUAUUUGCCAAUCGACGUUUAUUUCGGAAAGUGAGAAACUAAGGAGAUGGCAGGAAAUCAAAAUGCGACAAAAUAGACUAUUGUCUGAACAAGUGGAGCAGGCUCAACAAGCAGCGCCUUCUGCUCAAAUAGAGCAGAUCAUGAGGUCUGGAUUCAGUAUGAGCGACAUCAAAGGAUUACAAAGGAACUAUUCGGAGGAUGCAGUGGAAGCCGAUGAAAUGAUGAAGGAGUCACCGCUUCCCAUGCAAAGAAACAAGCCGUUGAGACCUCCAAGAAAGGGUUCCCUCUAUGGGUCACGAGUCGGAAACAUGGAUAACGCAAUUAGCGAAGUUGACAUGAAUGGAUACGGCGAUAUGAACGGCGACAUCAAGGACGAUAAGAAGAAACGUGGGCGUUCUCCGUUCCGCAAACUUAGCAAAGAAAUGGAGGAUGCCCCAUUCUUCUCUCGUAAAGCGAAGUCUCCGGACGCGAAAUCGAAAACGCCCGAGCCACCAGUACGUUCAGACGUUUCUGAUAAGAGCACCAAGACCCAAUCGAUGAACAAAGCAAGUAACCGGCCUCCCCAAAUUCGCAUAUCAAACACGGACUUGAAAGUAGUGCCACCUCAGAUCCCAGAACGCAACGCACCAAAAGCAAUGUCUAUGUCUGCUCUGAGUGGAAGCGGCGUCGAGGCAAUCGGAAAUGAGAUAUUCGAUGCAGAAUGCUUGAAAUUGAUGAACGAAUACUUCUACGGAGUGAGAAUCUUUCCUGGACAGGAUCCAACGCACGUUUAUGUUGGCUGGGUCACUUCCCAAUAUCAUUUGCAUACUAAAGACUUUAAUCUGUCUCGCGUGAGGAAGGGCUCUGUAGUUAUUACCGAUGACUAUGAUCGUCCUAUAGAACAGGUUGAUAGACAGAGCUGCUAUAUGGUAAGAGCGGAUGAGCUUUACAACGAAGUAACGCAAGAUGCAUCCGGCAAGGGAGCUUCUCAAGGAAUGUUCGUUGGAUGUUUCGUGGAUACCGCAACCGGUUGGGUGUCCUUCACCUGCGAGGGAAAGGAAACUAGCCACAAAUUCAAGAUGGAACCCGAUACGAAAUUAUUCCCUGCCAUCUUCGUAGAAGCUACCAGCAAGGAAAUCCUUCAGAUUGAACUUGGAAGAACCUCCACAACGCUACCAUUAUCCGCUGCUGUAUUACAAAACUCAGAACGUCAUGUGAUACCACAGUUCCCACCUAGAUUGAAGGUUCAAUGUCUGAAACCUCACCAAUGGGCAAGAGUUCCAAAUCAAUCGCUUCAGGUUCAUGCCUUGAAACUGUCUGAUAUCAGAGGUUGGUCCAUGCUGUGCGAGGAUGCCAUAUCAAUGUUGGCUUUGCAUAUCCCUGAAGAGGAUAGAUGUAUCGACAUCUUGGAGCUUAUUGAGAUGGAUAAGUUACUUAGCUUCCACGCACACACUCUGACACUGUACGCAGCUCUAUGUUAUCAGUCGAAUUACAGAGCAGCACACGCUCUAUGCCAGCACGUCGAUCAAAAACAAUUAUUGUACGCAAUUCGAGCGGAAUACAUGUCCGGGCCCCUACGACAAGGAUUCUACGACUUGCUGAUCGCCUUGCAUCUCGAGUCACACGCGACUACGAUGGAAGUGUGUAAAAAUGAAUACAUAAUUCCUUUAGGCCAAGAACUGAAGGAUUUAUACGAAAACGAAGAAAUGAAGCACAGCCUCAGGUAUCUAGAAACCGAGUCGGUUCGUCCUCAGAUGAAAAUGACAGACAUCAGGGAUAUUCCUUCCAGCGAUCAAACGAUCGAGAACAUAAGGAGUCUCUACAGUCCGUACUUCCCUCUGGAUGUAGUGCGGGACUAUGUGAUGACUGCACUGAACGAGGCCGUCGAGGUCAAUCAAGUUCACAAUCGGGACCCCAUUGGUGGCAGCAAUGAGAAUCUUUUCCUGCCACUUUUGAAACUAGUAGACAGGUUGCUCUUGGUCGGAAUGCUCAGGAACGAAGACGUUGUGAAGCUUCUGAUUAUGAUUCAUCCUGAGACUUGGGAUCCGACGUUUGACAAAGAAGGAAAAGACGAGCACAAGAAGGGACUGCUUCACAUGAAAAUGGCCGAAGGUGCGAAACUACAGAUGUGCUAUCUUCUUCAUCAUCUAAACGACAUCCAGCUUCGACAUCGCGUCGAGUCCAUUAUCGCAUUUAGCCACGACUUCGUCGGUGAUCUUCAGUCUGAUCAACUUCGGCGUUACGUCGAAAUCAAACAAUCUGACUUACCAUCGGCAGUAGCAGCGAAGAAGACAAGAGAAUUUCGAUGUCCACCUCGUGAACAGAUGAAUGCAAUCUUAAGUUUCAAGAAUAUGGAAUUCGUGGAUGAUCCUGAGAAUAGUCCUUGCGGAGAAGAUCUGAUAAAUCGGAUGAAUGAAUUCCACAACAGUCUCAUGUCCUACGUGUCCUUGCACGCCCUGCAGGAAGCAGCGGAUGCCGUGGAGGAGGCUGAAGACGCAGUUCAGAAACCUGGCGCCAUUAAGAAACUAUUCAACUUUAUCAACGCAGUGAAAGAACUCGAAGAGGAACCUAAACCUGAACCUGAACCCGAGAGGAAGACUCCAGAAGAGGUGUUCCGUAAAGUUCUGAUAAAAACCAUCGUCAGCUGGGCCGAGGAAUCCCAAAUCGAGACUCCGAAGUUGGUUCGAGAAAUGUUCAGUUUACUGGUUCGCCAGUAUGACACGGUGGGCGAGUUAAUUAGAGCUUUAGAAAAAACCUACGUGACGAACAGCAAGACAAAGGACGACGUUGCUUUGAUGUGGGUCGGUUUGAGCCAAAUUCGCGCCUUACUGCCUGUACAAAUGUCUCAAGAGGAAGAAGAGCUCGUUCGGGAACGACUCUGGAAAUUAGUCAACAAUCAUACGUUCUUCCAGCAUCCAGAUCUAAUCAGAGUGCUUAGAAUUCACGAGAACGUCAUGGCGAUCAUGAUGAACACACUAGGCAGACGUGCACAGGCGCAAUCGGACGCUCAAACUCAGCCUCAAACUACCGAAGGAGAACCAGUUUCCAAGGAGAAGGAUACUUCUCACGAAAUGGUGGUAGCAUGCUGUAGAUUCCUGUGCUACUUUUGUCGAACUUCCAGACAGAAUCAGAAGGCUAUGUUCGACCACUUUGACUUUUUACUGGAGAAUAGUAAUAUCUUGUUAUCGAGACCAUCUUUAAGAGGUUCCACUCCACUGGACGUAGCUUAUUCUUCCCUCAUGGAAAACACGGAGCUGGCUCUGGCUCUCAGAGAACAUUAUCUUGAAAAGAUUGCCAUAUAUCUAUCCCGUUGUGGUUUGCAAUCGAAUUCAGAAUUGGUUGAAAAAGGUUAUCCCGAUCUGGGUUGGGAUCCCGUGGAAGGCGAAAGAUAUUUGGACUUUUUGAGGUUCUGCGUUUGGGUUAAUGGUGAAAGCGUCGAAGAAAAUGCAAACUUGGUGAUCCGUUUGCUGAUCAGAAGACCGGAAUGUCUGGGACCAGCGCUUCGUGGCGAGGGUGAGGGUCUAUUAAGAGCUAUCAUAGACGCCAAUAAGAUGUCCGAACGAAUCGCUGAUCGAAGGAAAGUGCACGACGAAGCAGAAGGUACAACGGCGCUCAUGCAAUUCGAACAUCCGCUUCCGGAAUCAGACGACGACGAAGACUAUAUCGAUACAGGAGCUGCGAUCUUGAACUUCUACUGUACCUUAGUGGACCUAUUAGGCCGCUGCGCUCCAGAUUCUUCUGUUAUCGAACAAGAGGCUUCUACAGAAUCCGUCGGGAAGAACGAAUCUCUUCGAGCGAGGGCUAUUCUUCGAUCUCUGGUGCCACUCGAUGAUCUACAAGGUGUCCUGUCUUUGAGGUUCACGUUAUUGAAUCCCGCGGCAGGCGAAGAGAAACCAAAAAGCGAUAUGCCGUCUGGUUUGAUUCCUGGACAUAAACAGAGCAUCGUUCUGUUUUUGGAGCGCGUUUACGGAAUCGAAACCAGAGAAUUGUUCUUUAAGAUACUCGAGGAAGCAUUUUUGCCCGAUCUCAGAGCCGCCACUAUGUUGGAUAGGAACGAUGGAUAUGAAUCAGACAUGGCGCUAGCGAUGAACCGUUACAUUGGAAACAGUAUUCUACCUUUGUUGAUUAAACAUUCGAAAUUCUACAACGAGGCGGAUAACUAUGCCAGUUUACUAGAUGCUACGUUGCACACCGUAUAUCGAUUGAGCAAGAACAGAAUGCUCACUAAGGGUCAACGUGAAGCAGUGUCGGAUUUCCUCGUGGCAUUGACCAGAGACGUCCACGAGUUAAAUGUCUCCCAAAUGCAACCCAGCAUGUUGUUGAAGCUGCUUCGAAAGCUGACCGUAGACGUGUCCAAACUAUCAGAAUAUACGACAGUUGCUCUAAGGUUGCUGACCCUUCACUACGAUCGUUGCGCGAAAUAUUACGGAUCGACCGGUGGACAAGGCGCAUACGGUGCAUCGAGCGAUGAAGAGAAACGCCUGACUAUGGUUCUCUUCAGCAACAUUUUCGAUUCGUUAUCCAAGAUGGACUACGAACCAGAACUAUUUGGAAAAGCUCUACCUUGUCUCACAGCUAUUGGUUGCGCGUUACCGCCUGAUUAUUCAUUGUCCAAAAAUUACGAUGACGAGUGGUACGGAAGUAAAUCUGCAUCUGCACAGUCGCCUGAUGGACCUUAUAAUCCUCAGCCAAUCAAUACCUCUAGUGUGGUUCUCAAUAACGACCUCAAUCAGAUAGUCCAAAAGUUCUCCGAGCAUUACCACGACGCUUGGGCCAGUCGAAAGUUAGAAAACGGUUGGACCUACGGCGAACAAUGGUCUGAAGUGAAUAAGACUCAUCCCAGGCUGAAGCCGUACAACAUGUUAAACGAUUACGAGAGAGAACGAUACAAAGAGCCAGUCAGGGAGAGCUUGAAAGCUUUAUUGGCCAUAGGAUGGAGCGUUGAACAUGCAGAGGUGGAUGUACCAUCUACCAAUCGUAGUUCCAUGAGAAGAUCAUCGAAAAGUCAAGCUGAUUCAGCGAGUCCAUUUAAUUAUAAUCCUCAUCCAGUUGAUAUGACUAAUUUGACUCUGAGCAGAGAAAUGCAAAACAUGGCAGAGCGUCUCGCGGAUAAUGCGCACGAUAUUUGGGCAAAGAAGAAGAAGGAAGAACUCAUCACUUGUGGAGGUGGUAUUCAUCCUCAACUAGUUCCGUAUGAUCUUUUGACCGAUAAGGAGAAACGAAAGGAUCGCGAACGUUCCCAAGAAUUCCUCAAGUACCUGCAAUAUCAGGGUUACAAGCUUCAUAAACCGAAUAGAGGCGGAGAAUCAGAAGUUGCAACGGCUGGAGCCUCGGUGGAAUUACGAUUCGCCUACUCGUUACUUGAAAAGUUGAUAGCCUACUUGGAUAAGGCUACUAUCAACAUGAAAUUACUGAAACCGUCCGACACGUUCAGUCGUAGAAAUAGCUUUAAAACGUCUACAAGAGACAUCAAAUUCUUCAGUAAAGUUGUCCUGCCACUGAUGGAAAAAUAUUUUAGCACACACAAAAACUAUUUCAUCGCUGUGGCAACGGCUACCAACAAUGUCGGAGCUGCGUCCUUGAAAGAGAAGGAGAUGGUAGCAGCUCUAUUUUGUAAAUUGGCCAGUUUAUUGAGAUCUAGAUUGGCUGCUUUCGGACCGGAUGUUAGGAUCACCGUCCGCUGUCUUCAAGUACUAGUCAAAGGCAUAGACGCGAAGAGUUUAGUGAAGAAUUGUCCUGAGUUUAUCAGAACGUCUAUGCUAACGUUUUUCAACAACACUGCAGACGAUUUAGGACACACGAUUCUUAAUCUUCAAGAGGGCAAAUACAGUCAUCUGAGAGGAACACAUUUGAAAACUUCUACAUCCUUGUCGUAUAUCAAUAGCGUGGUUUUGCCAGUGCUCACAGCCAUGUUCGAUCAUUUGGCUGCCUGCGAAUAUGGUAGCGAUUUGCUAUUGGACGAAAUUCAGGUGGCAUCCUACAAAAUGCUGGCGUCUUUAUACACUCUCGGUGUAGAUGCCUCCCUAACACACGACAGAAAAUAUUUGAAGACAGAAAUCGAGCGUCACAAGCCCAGCUUAGGUUCCUGUCUAGGUGCCUUUUCUAGUUGUUUCCCUGUGGCCUUCUUGGAGCCACAUUUAAACAAGCACAAUCAGUAUUCCCUUUUGAAUCGUAUAGCCGACCAUUCCUUGGAAGCACAAGAUAUCAUGAUGAAGAUGGAAUCGAGUAUGCCUACCCUAGAGACGAUCUUGACGGAAGUCGAUCAAUUCGUCGAGUCUGAGAAAACCUACAACGAUCUUCCCCACGUAGUUGACAUUAUUCUUCCUCUACUUUGCUCCUAUCUGCCUUUCUGGUGGUCUCAAGGGCCAGACAAUGUAAACCCGACAGAAGGAACGUACGUCAGCAUGGUUACCAGCGAUCACAUGAAUCAACUGCUGAAGAACGUAUUAAAGUUGAUUAAAAAGAACAUCGGUAACGAAAAUGCUCCUUGGAUGACUCGUAUUGCUGCUUACACUCAACAGAUCAUUAUAAAUUCAUCAGAAGAGUUACUGAAGGAUCCAUUCUUACCACUUGCUGAACGUGUCAGAAAACGAACGGAUACUAUGUUCCAUAAAGAAGAAUCUCUUCGUGGUUUUAUUAAAUCAUCCACGGAUGACACGUCACAAAUCGAAGCACAGAUUCAAGAAGACUGGCAACUUCUGGUUCGCGAUAUCUACUCAUUCUAUCCUCUUUUGAUCAAGUACGUUGAUUUGCAAAGGAAUCAUUGGCUGAGGAAUAACAUUCCAGAAGCAGAAGAUCUUUAUAAUCACGUAGCAGCGAUAUUUAAUAUUUGGUCCAAGUCUCAGUACUUCUUGAGAGAAGAACAAAACUUCAUAUCGGCUAAUGAGAUCGAUAAUAUGGUGCUCAUUAUGCCGACAGCGACCAGAAGACCUACUACUAUUUCGGAUGGAACAGCACCUUCCGGAGGAGGCAAGAAAAAGAAGAAACACCGUGACAAGAAAAGAGAUAAGGACAAAGAAGUGCAGGCUUCCCUAAUGGUAGCCUGUUUGAAGAGAUUGCUUCCAGUUGGUCUGAACUUAUUUGCUGGUCGCGAACAAGAAUUAGUGCAACACUGCAAAGACAGAUUCCUAAAGAAGAUGCCGGAAUACGAGAUCUCGGAAUUCGCGAAGACGCAACUCACUUUGCCAGACAAAAUCGACCCAGCUGAUGAAAUGUCCUGGCAACAUUAUCUGUACUCCAAACUAGGUCAGAAGAAGGAUUCCAUGGAACCAGUGAAAGCACAACAGCUAGAGGACGUGGUUGCAAGGAUCACAGACAUGGCCAAAGUUCUUUACGGUUUACAUAUGAUAGAUCAUCCGCAACAGCAGAGCAAGGGUCAAUAUCGAUCCGUGGUGUCGAUACAACGUAAACGAGCAGUGAUCGCUUGUUUCCGUCAAACUUCCCUACAUUCCCUGCCCAGGCAUCGGGCUAUAAAUAUCUUCGCGCGAACAUACUACGAGCUCUGGUUGCAGGAUGAGAAUGUUGGCCAAGAAGUGAUGAUUGAAGACCUUACGCAAUCUUUCGAGGACGCGGAACUGAAGAAAAUGGACAAAGACGAGGACGAAGGAAAACCAGAUCCGCUUACGCAAUUGGUAACAACAUUCUGUCGUGGCGCUAUGACCGAGCGAUCUGGCGCGCUACAAGAAGAUCCCUUGUACAUGAGUUACGCGCAAAUUAUAUCAAAAUCUUGUGGCGAAGAGGAAGAGGAAGGCGAAGACGAGGGUGGAGGAGGAGGUGAAGAAGAAGGUGGCGCCUCGAUCCAUAAGCGGGGCUAUAAGCCACUUAUGCGACCGAUGCACAAACUUAUGGAACAAGAAAUGGAGAAGCAGAAACUUCUUUUCCACCAAACGCGUCUUGCCAAUCGUGGCGUAGCAGAGAUGGUUCUGCUUCAUAUCUCAGCAUGCAAAGGUGUCCCUAGUGAAAUGGUAAUGAAGACUUUGGAAUUGGGAAUCUCUAUCUUGCGAGGUGGUAACAUAGAAAUUCAACGAGGAAUGCUGAACCACCUGAAGGAAAAGAAGGAUGUAGGCUUCUUCACUUCGAUUGCUGGUCUGAUGAAUUCCUGUAGCGUAUUGGAUUUGGAUGCGUUCGAGAGGAACACAAAAGCAGAAGGUCUUGGAGUCGGCUCUGAAGGAGCUGCUGGAGAGAAGAAUAUGCACGAUGCUGAAUUUACGUGCGCUCUGUUUCGAUUCAUUCAACUGACUUGCGAAGGCCACAAUCUUGAUUGGCAGAAUUAUCUGAGGACGCAAGCUGGCAACACGACGACGGUGAACGUGGUCAUCUGCACCGUCGAUUAUCUACUACGCCUACAGGAAUCCAUCAUGGACUUUUACUGGCAUUAUUCCAGCAAAGAACUCAUCGAUCCUGCUGGCAAAGCUAAUUUCUUUAAAGCUAUCGGCGUUGCCAGUCAAGUAUUCAAUACCCUUACUGAAGUGAUUCAAGGACCUUGCGCUCAGAAUCAACAGGCACUUGCCCACUCUCGAUUGUGGGACGCUGUUGGUGGAUUCCUUUUCCUCUUCUCUCAUAUGCAGGACAAGCUAUCUAAACACUCGAGUCAAGUGGACCUUCUGAAGGAAUUGUUGAACUUACAAAAGGAUAUGAUCACUAUGAUGCUCUCUAUGCUGGAAGGUAACGUCGUAAAUGGAACCAUUGGAAAGCAGAUGGUGGACACGCUGGUAGAAUCCGCAAGCAACGUCGAGUUGAUUCUGAAAUACUUCGACAUGUUCUUGAAGCUCAAAGACCUCGUAUCGUCGCCAAGCUUCUUGGAAGUAGAUCUCAACAGCGAUGGCUGGGUAUAUCCGAAAGAUUUUAAAGAGAAAAUGGAACAACAGAAGAGUUACACCGACGAGGAGAUCGAAUUUUUGUUGGCCUGUUGCGAGACGAACCACGACGGUAAAAUCGAUUACGUGGCUUUCAUGGAUCGUUUCCACGAACCGGCUAAAGAAAUCGGUUUCAAUCUUGCUGUUCUGUUAACAAAUUUAUCAGAACAUAUGCCAAAUGAACCGAGACUGGCAAGAUUUUUGGAAACGGCAGGCUCCGUAUUGAACUACUUCGAACCGUAUCUUGGAAGAAUCGAAAUUCUCGGUGGAAAUAAGAAGAUCGAGCGUGUAUACUUCGAGAUUAAGGAAUCGAACAUCGAGCAAUGGGAGAAACCACAAAUUAAGGAGUCAAAGAGAACAUACUUCUAUAAUACCGUAGUUGAAGCUGGAGAAAAGGAAAAAUUGGAAACCUUCAUCAACUUUUGCGAGGAUGCUAUCUUUGAAAUGCAACACGCGAGUGCGCUGAUGGCGGUAGAAGAAAGUGGAGGAAUCGGAAAGGCGAGAGAAUCAUCGUACACCUAUAUGACGGAGGAUGACGAAGAAAGAAACAAAGAUCCCAUCAGAAGAGGCAUUCAAACAUUCAAGGACAGCAUUUACUUCUUUUUCUCCAUAUUCUCCCCUAGUAACAUCAAGAACAAGAUCGCUGAAAUGCAACAGAUGACGUUCCUGGAACUCUUCAUUGGUUUCUUCAAGAUGAUAUUCUAUGCGUUCUAUUAUUCUGGUUUUGGCGUUGGCUGUAUAAUUGGAUACUUUAUGAAGCUAUUGUUGGCAUUAAUGAAAGGACCACAUGUGGAAGAACCUGUAGUCGAGGUGAAGGAAGAGGAAGAAAAGCCGAUAAGACAUUUGCCUGCUUUGCCGCCAACACCGGAUGAAUCUAAUUUACAGGUACAAGCGUUCGGAAUGGAUAUAACCAAAGAGGAAGGUGGGCAGAUAAAGAUCGCGCCCCACGAAUCGGCAACAUCGACUCCUCAAUCGAGCAUCGAAGAAACUGGCGAAAGCACACCUGAAGAAGCUACUGGCGAAGAAGGUGCAAGAGCUGAAGGUGGUGGAGAUAACAUGGAAUCGCCUGUUUCAUUGGCUGAUUUAUUAGGAGGUGAACAAGCUAGAGCCCAAGCAGCAGCCUCAGCAGAAGCAGCGGCCGCUCAACAAGCAGCUAUGGCUGCUGUCGAAGCGGAAGCGAAACAAGAAACGAUAGCAGAGCCUUCAACAUCUACUAUCGACUUCUCCGAAUACACCCAUCGUAUCGUCUCUUUCUUGGCUAGAAACUUCUACAAUCUAAAAUACGUGGCUCUAGUUCUCGCUUUCUGUAUCAAUUUCAUGUUGCUGUUCUACAAGGUUACAUCAUUGGCCGGCGAAGGGGAUGAGGAAGGAAGCGGACAAAUGAUUAAUGACAUAAUGGCAGAGAUGUCCGGUGAGGGUGCAUCUGGUUCUGGAAGUGGCAGUGGCUUAGAAAUAGGCAGCGGGAGCGGAGAAGACGAGUCGGAAGAAGAGGAAGAUGCGUACGCGUUAGAAUACGUGGAGGUGUCAGAAGAUUUCUAUUACAUGGCACACGUUAUAAGACUCAUGGCUAUCCUUCAUGCUAUCGUCUCUCUUGCUAUGCUGGUUGCCUACUAUCACUUGAAAGUGCCAUUGGCUAUCUUCAAACGGGAAAAGGAAAUUGCGCGACGCGUAGAGUUCGAUGGUCUGUAUAUUGCCGAGACACCGGAAGAAGAUGACAUCAAAGCGCAUUGGGACAAGAUGGUGAUAUCGGCAAAAACGUUCCCCGUGAAUUAUUGGGACAAGUUCGUGAAGAAAAAAGUUCGACAGAAAUACAGCGAGACUUAUGACUUCGAUUACAUAAGCAACUUGCUUGGCAUGGAAAAGACUUCGUUCAGCCAACAAGAGGAAGAGGGUUCUGGUUUGAUACACUUUAUCGUAAAUAUCGAUUGGAGAUAUCAAGUAUGGAAAGCUGGAGUCACCAUCACGGAUAACGCAUUUUUGUAUAGUUUAUGGUAUUUCACAUUUUCGAUCCUUGGCAAUUACAACAACUUCUUCUUCGCUGCACAUUUGCUGGAUGUCGCGGUUGGUUUCAAAACUCUGAGAACGAUCUUGCAGUCUGUCACGCACAAUGGCAAACAACUUGUGUUAACAGUGAUGUUAUUAACUAUCGUCGUCUAUAUAUACACUGUCAUAGCCUUCAACUUCUUCAGAAAAUUCUAUAUUCAAGAAGAGGACGACGAAGUCGACAAGAAAUGUCAUGAUAUGUUAACGUGCUUCGUAUUUCAUCUGUACAAAGGUGUUAGGGCUGGUGGUGGUAUCGGUGAUGAAAUUGGCGAACCUGAUGGCGACGACUAUGAAGUCUACCGUAUCAUGUUUGAUAUCACUUUCUUCUUCUUCGUCAUUGUCAUUCUAUUGGCUAUUAUUCAAGGUUUAAUCAUCGAUGCAUUCGGUGAGCUUCGAGACCAGCUCGAAAACGUAAAAACGAACAUGGAGAGCAACUGUUUCAUUUGUGGCUUAGGAAAAGAAUAUUUCGAUACGGUACCGCAUGGUUUCGAUACACAUGUUCAACAGGAGCAUAAUCUUGCUAAUUAUAUGUUCUUCCUUAUGCACUUAAUCAACAAACCAGACACGGAAUACACCGGUCAAGAAACGUACGUGUGGAACAUGUAUCAGCAAAGGUGUUGGGACUUUUUCCCGGUCGGUGAUUGCUUCCGCAAACAGAACGAGUCAGUGGAGGAAGAGGCAAAGAAGAAAUAAACAAAUUUUUCAAAUUUAUGUCGUUUUACAUAUAGCUAAAUGACCAAUCGAUCGAUCGAUUUACCAAGGAAGAUCUCCCUUCCUGAAACGUCUUCGAUAAUAUUAGUCUGUAAUUUCUACACGCAAAGAAAAGAUGUCGCGUUAAGAUAUCGCAAACAUUCGAUAACGUACGAUUUAAAUUUUUCAAACGCUAUACUCUCGCUAGUUUGUCGAUAGAUAAACUACAUUGAACGCGUGUGUAUCUUCUACAUUCGACAUCUAUCGUUAUUCCAAGUUUUAAGCGAAUUCUUCGAUGCGCGGAUUAGAGCACAUUAAUUAAGAAUUGCGCGAGUUGCACGCGUACGAGAUCGAAAAAUUCGCAUUUCCAGUAGCGCGUGCAAACGAGCGAAACAAGCUGGGAGACUGGUGAAAUAUUUUUCCAACUUAUUUUUCCAACUUUGUAAGGAUGGCUGGACACACCGUAUAAUCAACAGUUUCCUCUCCUUAGAUAGAUAAUUUACAAAGUUGUUGAUCAUCGACAAAAGAACCGACUGCACAAAUCUACAUUAUCAUAAACGUUACGAUUGCCUUCUUUUCAUACGUCGAAUGACCACAUCUUGUGCAUGAUGAUUUAAUUCAUUAACGUAAUGUUUGAGAUAUUACAAGAAUAUUACGUAAGUUGAAGAUGUUUCAAAGUUUAUAUCAAAUUAUAAAGGUUUCUACGACCACGUGGAAGCUCUUUGAAAAUUAUUGACGACUGAAAUCGCGAUGUAAUCAAACAUGUCAAUAUGUUGUAAAUAACGAUCUAUGACAAGAUUACCUGAGAAUAAAGAAAGACAUACUUCUUUA